Messenger RNA from Spinacia oleracea (spinach), 2864 nucleotides. Its product is annotated as alpha-L-fucosidase 2. Gene Ontology annotation, biological process: carbohydrate metabolic process. The coding region runs from base 131 to 2662 and encodes 843 amino acids. The transcript has 3 exons. NCBI's taxonomy places the organism in Eukaryota, Viridiplantae, Streptophyta, Magnoliopsida, Caryophyllales, Amaranthaceae. Gene Ontology annotation, molecular function: alpha-L-fucosidase activity. The record is from RefSeq and is a predicted model, not a curated record.
UGCACUGUCGGUUUCUAAACAUUAUUAAAUACGCCCAAUAUUAUUUCCCAAAACCCAAUUAUGUUACGCCAAAAAGGUCAUAAAAGACCCACCCACUUUUUGUUUUCUUCAUCACAAAUUAUCUCAUCUCAUGGACCCUCACUCUCUCCUCCUCCUACUACUACUUCUACUUCAUCUAUGUUUUUCUUUUCUGAUUUUAGGCUGUUUUGGGGAAGCAUUUCUUCAACAUGAAAAUCCUAACAGAGAAUCAUGGAAGCCAACAACAAGAAUGCUGCUGGAGAAUGAAGAAAAAAGACCUCUUAAGAUUAAGUUUAAAGAUGCUGCUAGAAAUUGGACUGAUGCUCUUCCUAUUGGUAAUGGCCGUCUUGGUGCUAUGGUUCACGGUGGAAUUCUCUCUGAGAUUAUUAAUCUCAAUGAGGACACACUUUGGACCGGCGUUCCCAGAGACUAUACAAAUCCAAACUCACCAGAAGCACUGGCAAAAGUGAGGAAGCUCGUUGAUAACGGAAACUUUUCUGAAGCAACUACUGUUGCAGACAAGGAGCUUUCCGGAGAACCAUCUGAUGUUUACCAGCUUUUGGGUGAUCUAAAACUGGACUUUCAUGGCCACAAUUCCACUCAUACUUACCAAAGAGAGCUGGAUCUGGAUACUGCAACUGUCACUGUGAAUUACUCAGUUGGUGAUGUAAAGUUCACGAGGGAACACUUUGCAUCAAAUCCUGAUCAAGUAAUUGUGACCAAGAUCUCAUCCAGUAAAAAGGGUUCUCUGUCCUUUACAGUAUCUUUGGAUAGCAAACUGCAUCAUCAUUCCUUCAUUGACAACAAAAAACAGAUCAUUAUGGAAGGAAGUUGUCGCGGUAAAAGGAUUCCACCAAGAAUAGAUGAAGUUGAAGAUUAUCCAAAAGGAAUUCAAUUCUCUAUGGUUCUCAAUCUACAAAUUGGUGGUGGUAGUGGGGUUAUACAUAAUGUAGAGGAUCAUAAAUUCCGAGUUGAAAAUGCAGAUUUUGCAAUCAUUCGUCUGGUGGCAUCAUCUUCAUUUGAUGGACCAUUCACCAAGCCUUCAAAUUCCAAGAAAAAUCCUGCUUUAGAAGCUGUCACUAUGAUGAACUCAAUAAGUAAUCUCUCAUACUCUGAUCUUUAUACCCGCCAUUUAGAUGACUAUCAGAGACUCUUUCACCGUGUCUCACUUCACCUGUCAAAAAGCAGCAAAACUUCGCAUACAAAUAAUGAAAAUGAUGAAGCUCCAACUGCAGAGAGGGUAAGAUCAUUUCAUAAUGAUGAAGAUCCAUCUCUAGUGGCGCUUUUGUUUCAGUAUGGUAGGUACUUGUUGAUUUCUAGUUCGAGACAAGGAACUCAGCCUGCAAAUCUACAAGGAAUAUGGAACAAAGAUGUUGAGCCACCAUGGGAUUGUGCUCCUCAUACAAACAUCAACCUGCAGAUGAACUACUGGCCUUCACUUCCUUGCAACCUUCACGAGUUGCAAGAGCCGUUGUUUGAUUUCAUGUCUUUUCUUUCAAUCAAUGGAAAGAAAACUGCAAACAUAAACUACAAAGCAAGUGGGUGGGUUGUGCACCAAGUGACUGAUAUUUGGGCAAAGACAUCACCUGAUAGAGGGCAAGCAGUAUGGGCUUUGUGGCCCAUGGGCGGGGCAUGGCUUUCGACUCACUUAUGGGAACACUACACUUAUACUAUGGAUAAGAACUUUCUAGAAAGUAAAGCAUACCCUUUACUAGAAGGAACAGCAUCUUUUUUAUUAGACUGGUGGAUUGAAGGAAAAUAUGGGUACCUAGAAAGUAACCCAUCAACUUCACCCGAACAUAUGUUUACUGCCCCGAAUGGAAAGCCUGCAAGUGUGAGCUACUCAUCAACCAUGGAUGUAGCUAUAACUAAAGAAGUUUUUACCAUAAUUGUUUCUGCUGCUGAAGAAUUAGGAAGAACUGGAGAUGAUCUUAUCAGGAAAGUUGUGAAGGCUCAAGCAAGACUACCACCUUACAGAAUUGCCAAGGAUGGUACACUUAUGGAAUGGGGUCAAGAUUUUGUGGACCCUGACCCGUUACAUAGACAUGUAUCACAUUUAUUUGGUAUAUACCCAGGUCAUACAAUAACCCCUGAUGAAAACCCAGAUCUCUGUAAAGCUGCAAAUCAUAGCCUUUACAAAAGAACAGAAGACGGCCCUGGGUGGUCUACUGUGUGGAAAGCUACACUGUGGGCGAAUCUGCGUAACAGUGAGCAUGCAUAUAGGAUGGUUAAGCAUUUGUUCAACUUAGUAGACCCUGACAAGGAGGGAAACUAUGAAGGAGGACUUUAUAGUAAUUUGUUCUCAGCACACCCUCCAUUUCAGAUAGAUGCAAACUUUGGGUUUUCUGCUGCUGUAUCAGAAAUGCUUGUACAGAGCACUAUGAAAGAUCUUUACUUAUUGCCAGCUCUUCCAAGAGACAAAUGGGCUAAUGGUUGUGUCAAAGGACUCAAGGCUCGAGGUGGUUUGACAGUCAAUAUUUGUUGGAGCGAAGGGGAAUUAGGUGAAGUCGGGCUAUGGUCAACGGACUCCAAUUCUGUCAAGAGAUUGCAUUACAGAGGUGCUACUAUUACAACACAAAUAUCAUCCGGUAAAGUCUACACAUUUGACAGGCAAUUAAAGUGCUUAAACAUACAUUCUCUUUAAUGGUAGGUUUCUUCCAUCAUACUCGCACAGAUAGUGAGAUAGAUCCAGGGAAGAAGCUCUUGCAUUAUUUUGCUACUAUAUCUUGUCAAUUCUUUAAAGGAACAUAAGUUCCUCAUUACUGUAUACUGAUGCUUAUUUCUUCCUAAUUUCACCAGAAUAUUGUAUGUGGAUCUAGAAAUUUUGUACCAAAUCUUCAAAGUAA